Messenger RNA from Phyllostomus discolor (pale spear-nosed bat), 2369 nucleotides. It is a transcript of the gene ASL, whose product is annotated as argininosuccinate lyase. Gene Ontology annotation, molecular function: argininosuccinate lyase activity. NCBI's taxonomy places the organism in Eukaryota, Metazoa, Chordata, Mammalia, Chiroptera, Phyllostomidae. Gene Ontology annotation, cellular component: cytosol. Bases 179 to 1573 code for a protein of 464 amino acids. The transcript is spliced from 16 exons. The record is from RefSeq and is a predicted model, not a curated record.
AGGACUAAGUUGCUGAUCACGUCCGCCUCCCCAAGUGCUGCAUGCGGACCCCGCCUUGUGGGACCGAAGCCAGCUCCUCGCGCAGGACCCUGCCCAGUAGGCUGAGUAGAUCGUCAGUCCGGUGUUGUCUUCCAAACCCGCAGGACCCAGGCUCCCGGAGAACAAGAAACCACCCAACAUGGCAUCGGAGAGUGGGAAGCUGUGGGGCGGCCGGUUUGUGGGCACAGUGGACCCCAUCAUGGAGAAGUUCAACUCGUCCAUCACCUACGACCGGCAGCUGUGGGAAGUGGAUGUGCAGGGCAGCAAGGCCUACAGCCGGGGCCUGGAGAAGGCAGGGCUCCUCACCAAGGCCGAGAGGGACCAGAUACUCCAGGGCCUGGACAAGGUGGCUGAGGAGUGGGCCCGGGGCACCUUCAAACUAAAUCCCAAUGAUGAAGACAUCCACACAGCCAAUGAGCGGCGUCUCAAGGAGCUCAUUGGUGACACCGCAGGGAAACUACACACAGGACGAAGUCGAAACGACCAGGUAGUGACAGAUCUCAGGCUGUGGAUGCGGCAGAACUGCUCCACACUCUCUGCCCUCCUCCGGGAGCUCAUCAAAACCAUGGUGGAUCGGGCAGAGGCGGAACAUGAUGUCCUCUUCCCAGGGUACACCCACCUGCAGAGGGCUCAGCCCAUCCGCUGGAGCCAUUGGAUCCUAAGCCACGCCGUGGCACUGACCAGAGACUCUGAGAGGCUACUGGAGGUGCAGAAGCGGGUCAACGUCCUGCCCCUAGGGAGUGGGGCCAUUGCAGGCAAUCCACUGGGUGUGGACCGGGAGCUGCUCCGAGCAGAACUGAAAUUUGGGGCCAUCACUGUCAACAGCAUGGAUGCUACCAGUGAGCGUGACUUUGUGGCCGAGUUCCUGUUCUGGGCUUCACUGUGCAUGACCCAUCUCAGCAGGAUGGCUGAGGAUCUCAUCCUCUAUGGCACCAAAGAGUUCAGCUUUGUGCAGCUUUCUGAUGCCUACAGCACCGGAAGCAGCCUGAUGCCCCAGAAGAAAAACCCAGACAGCCUGGAGCUGAUCCGGAGCAAGGCGGGACGAGUGUUUGGACGGUGUGCUGGGCUCCUGAUGACCCUCAAGGGACUUCCGAGCACGUACAACAAGGACUUACAGGAGGACAAGGAAGCUGUGUUUGAAGUGUCCGAAACCAUGAGUGCCGUCCUCCAGGUGGCCACUGGUGUCAUCUCUACAUUGCAGAUUCACCGUGAGAACAUGUGGCGGGCUCUUAGUCCUGACAUGCUGGCCACUGACCUCGCCUACUACCUGGUCCGCAAAGGAAUGCCAUUCCGCCAGGCCCAUGAGGCCUCUGGGAAAGCAGUGUUCAUGGCCGAGACCAAGGGGGUCCCCCUCAACCAGCUGUCACUGCAGGAGCUACAGACCAUCAGCCCCCUGUUCUCGGGCGACGUGAGCCACGUGUGGGACUAUGGGCACAGCGUGGAGCAAUACACUGCCCUGGGUGGCACCGCGCGCUCCAGUGUCGACUGGCAGAUCGGCCAGGUGCGAGCACUGCUUCGGGCACAGCAGGCCUAGGUCCCCCCACCCCACUCCCAAAUAAAGUGGACCAGAGAGGAGGCUGCUGCAUGUUUCCUGCCUAGCCUGACUCCUGCAGCGGUGGGCUUUCUGGGGCCUAUGGAGAGGCAGUGGAGGUCAUCAAGGAAGUGGAGAAACUGGACAGGGAUGGCAAGUCAUGGGGGGCAGUUUGCAUCUCAUCAGAGCCUCUGUGCUGCUGAGACCCCACCCCCUUUCACUGUGGGCAUCACAGUGACUUCUUGCCCUGGAUGGCUUAGCAGCACUGGCCUCCCUGGACCCCUAGUGGGACCUGAAGGGCUUGGUUAACCCAGUCAGUCAGUUCCCGUCUAUCCCUCCUCCCAGUGUCCCCUUGGCUCCCCUACUCCCACUCCCUCUUGCUUAACCCACCCUUCCCUGGACCAUCAGGCACAAUUUCAGGGCAUCAUGGGAUAUUGGAUGUAUGAUGCCUGGCACUGGGUAAGCUCCAUAUACAGGUUAAGAGGACGCAUCGCCACAGAGAGUGAUGUGCAGGGAAAUUCCCAGGCACUCCUGUGGAGGGUCACAGACAGGUGGUGCCAAAGUGGAGGGAGGGGUGCCACACUGAGUCAGCAAGGGGCCUCGGCCAGGCCUGGAGUACAGUAAGUGUUCAAUAGCAGUGAGUGCCCAGGGCCAGUGGACAUGCAAAGAAUUCUACACAAAUCUCACUAACACCCUAAAAUGUAAAUGUCUGGAAUUUACAUUUUAUUAACAACAAAGAUAAGCUAAACUCAAAGAAGAAUGAAUAAACCUUCCCAAGUGGUUCUGGGAGUAAUGAAAA